Molecule: messenger RNA, 1607 nt
Organism: Verruconis gallopava
Lineage: Eukaryota; Fungi; Ascomycota; Dothideomycetes; Venturiales; Sympoventuriaceae
Exons: 6
Coding region: 226-1302 (358 amino acids)
Cellular component (GO): catalytic step 2 spliceosome
Molecular function (GO): RNA binding; protein binding
Source: RefSeq, a predicted model, not a curated record
CUUGCAACAACGCACGACUUUGUUAUACCCAUUCGAUGCGACUGCUGGAUAUAUAUUCGACUUGCUAGCGUCCCCCGCCACCAUAGUUCGAUUGAUCGUGCGUUGUUUCGCGCUUAGGAAGCCGCCACCGAAAACUCGAGUGUGGCUCUUGACUACCUUUUCCCUCAAAGCUGAGGUGGCUCAGUGCAUUCGAACAAGAAUUUGAGCAGACAAGACAGAUACACCAUGUCUGCCGGAAAUGCGGCAGCACCCGGCUCAUUCGGCACUUCUGCGCUUGUGAAAAAGUCAAAGACGGACGCGAAUCUCAAUGGAGGUGCAGUCGCAGUGACCAAUGGCAGUGCGCGUGAUGGUACACUUAUCAAAGCUGUACCUCGGACAAGUGGCUUGCAGGCUCCUGUCAUGGAGCUAACAGGUCAUUCUGGUGAAGUAUUUGCAACCAGAUUCGACCCGACCGGCCAGUUUAUAGCUUCGGGGUCUAUGGAUAGGAACAUACUCCUUUGGCGGACUUACGGUGAAUGUGAGAAUUACGGCAUAUUGAGCGGGCAUCAGCAAGCAGUUCUCGACCUCCAUUGGUCGCGCGACUCACGACUGCUAUUUUCAGCUUCCGCAGACAAGAACCUGGCAAUGUGGGAUGUAGACACUGGCUCGAGGUUACGAAGAUAUAGGGGUCAUGAGGAAGUCAUCAACUCGAUGGACUUGAGCAAGCGAGGCGAAGAAUUCUUGAUUAGCGGCUCAGAUGAUGGCUCAAUAGGUCUGUGGGACGCACGAUCAAAAGAAGCAGUUGAUGUGAUCGAGACGGAAUUCCCUGUCACAGCUGUUGCGCUUUCGGAGGCAGGAAACGAGUUCUACACUGGUGGCAUUGACAAUGACAUCAAAGUGUGGGAUAUACGGAAAAAAGCAGUUGUGUACUCGCUCAUUGGUCACACUGACACGAUAACAUCGCUGCAAAUAUCACCAGACUCGCAGUACCUACUCUCGAACGCACACGAUUCCACCGUCCGAACAUGGGACAUCAGACCCUUUGCGCCGACUAAUCGACACGUCAGGACCUAUGAUGGUGCGCCAACUGGCAUGGAAAAGAACUUGUUGAAAGCAAGCUGGGACCCCGCAGGCAAGAAGAUCGCGGCGGGGAGUGGCGACCGGAGCGUAACGGUGUGGGACACGAGCAGCGGAAGGAUACUUCAUAAACUCCCCGGACAUAAAGGUGCUGUUAACGACGUACGAUUCCACCCAGGCGAGGAUCCUAUUGUUGUCUCGGGUUCGUCAGACCGAACAAUCCUGCUUGGUGAACUGGGGAACUGAAAACGAACGGCGUGAUCGUUUGGCACACAAAAUAGCGGCGCCGACUGUCCUGUCGAAAGCUCGUCGGCCCAAGAAUGGCUAAGGAACCUAGUUGAGCGAGCAGUGGCCAGGAAGGAAACCACGGCACGCCUGAAAGAUGUUACCGUCCCUUUUGUCGGGCAGAAAUCCAAGUUCAAGAUGUAUGAUGUGCAGGGCCAGUAAAUUCGAGUACACCAGUACUUGGGGGGUGGUGUAGGGACUAGAAGCGAAAAAGGGCCAACCGAUAUACCGAGCUCGUCUUACAAAUGAAACACACAAUUUGCAUA